Messenger RNA from Paramecium primaurelia, 1206 nucleotides. NCBI's taxonomy places the organism in Eukaryota, Ciliophora, Oligohymenophorea, Peniculida, Parameciidae. The record is from the annotation of a GenBank genome assembly.
AUGGGGAGUUAAUGUUCGAAUUGUUAGAGUUGUUAAAGGAAAGAUGAAAUUUUAAUUAGUGAAUUUCAUCAACAAUCAAUGAAUCAUUAUUCACAUAAUCAACCAGAUAAUGAGGAAGAAGAUGAUUUAGAUAAUUCAUUGAAAGAUGAUUAGAAAGAAUCAAAAUUAGAUAUUUAGGAUCAUGUUGAUCAUGAGAUUCAAAAUUAAUAAUAAACAAUUAAGAAAGCAGAGAUAAAUUUAACUUCUUGUAAUCUUCAUAAUUAAUAGUUAGAGUCUAAUAGUGAUAGUUAGAGAAAGAAAAAUGAAAUGGCAUUUAGAAAUCAUGAGGAUCUUUUAGAAACAUUGGGAAGUAGAUCAAAUUGUAAUUAGAGAGAAAGAAGAACCUAACAUAUAUUUAAGAGUGGAGCAUCUUAUGAAGGUGAAUGGAUAGGUUAAUAAAGAGAUGGUUAUGGAGUAUAAGUUUGGGUUGAUGGUGCUAAAUAUGAGGGAGAAUGGAAGAAUAAUAAAGCUGAUGGGAAGGGUAAGUUUUGGCAUUUAGGAGGAGAUUAUUAUGAGGGAUAAUGGAAAGAAGAUAGAGCUUGUGGUUAGGGAGUAUAUUUACAUGCUAAUGGAGCAAAAUUUGAAGGAGAAUGGUUAAAUGAUCAACCUCAUGGUUAUGGAAUAGAGAUUUGGGUAGAUAAUUCUAGAUAUGAGGGAAAUUAUAGUCAUGGUAAGAAGGAUGGAUUUGGAAAGUAUUAUUGGAAUGAUGGUUCAUUUUAUAUAGGAAAUUGGUAAAAUAAUUUGAUGGAAGGAUUUGGAGUUCAUUACUGGGCUGAUGGUAGAGUAAAAUUUAUAUUCAAUUAAGAAAUAUGAAGGUUAAUGGAGAAAGAGUUAAAUGAAUGGAAGAGGGACUUAUAUUUGGCCAGAUGGAAGAUAGUAUAAUGGAGAAUACAUGAAUGACAAGAAAUAAGGAUAUGGUGUUUAUAUAUGGCCAGAUGGAAGAAGUAUUAAUAUAUGAAUUAAAUUAUAGAGUAUGAAGGAUAUUGGGUUAAUGGGAAAUAAGCUGGAAAGGGUAGAUAUAUAUUAUCAAAUGGUAAGAGUUAAUUGGGAUUGUGGGAAGGUGGUAGACGAAUAAAGUGGUUGGAAUAGGAUGAAGAUAUUAAACCUAUAGGUUGGGAUGAUUAUGUUGAUCAUAAAUAAUAUGAGUUUAGUUUAUCUGGUAAUUGA